Molecule: messenger RNA, 546 nt
Organism: Rotaria sordida
Lineage: Eukaryota; Metazoa; Rotifera; Eurotatoria; Philodinida; Philodinidae
Source: the annotation of a GenBank genome assembly
AUGUAUAUGAUGGGUAAACGUGUAAAUUAUGCUGGUCGAUCAGUAAUAUCACCUGAUACAUUUAUUGCAAUUUAUCAAGUUGGAAUACCUGAAAUAUUUGCAAAAAAAUUAACUUAUCCAGAAUUAGUUACACGACAUAAUGUUGAUGAAUUACGUCAAUUAAUUCUUAAUGGACCAGAUGUUCAUUCUGGAGGAAAUUUUGUUGAACUUGAAGAUGAAACAAUUCGUCGUUUAUUACCAAAUAAUUUAUCUCAACGAACAGCUUGUUAUCGACAUCUUCGAACCGGUGAUUAUGUUCUUGUUAAUCGUCAACCAAGAUUACAUCGACCAAAUGGAACACCAUUAACUGGUCUUAUUCAAGAUCAUGUUCUUGCUGGUAGAACAUUAACAAUGCGUGAUCGAGUUUUUGAAAAAUCUGAUUAUCAACAACUUCUAUAUAAUGCAAUUGGAUCAGAUUCUCGUCGAAAAAUUCAUUUAUUACCACCAUGUAUUUGGAAAGCAAAACAAUUAUGGACUGGAAAACAAGGAUUUCUUUGUUUCUCUUAA